Symphalangus syndactylus (siamang) is the source of this 2298-nucleotide messenger RNA. RefSeq lists its product as uncharacterized. The record is from RefSeq and is a predicted model, not a curated record. NCBI's taxonomy places the organism in Eukaryota, Metazoa, Chordata, Mammalia, Primates, Hylobatidae.
AUGGAUGGAUGGAUGGAUGGAUGGGUUGGGGGGUGGGGGUGGAUGGAUGGAUGGAUGGAUGGAUGGACGGAUGGGGUGGGGGAAGGAAGGAAAGGAGGGAGAAAGGAGGGAAUACUGGCUCCAUCUUUGAGAGCUCUGGUGGGCAGGGCAGAAACAGGCCACAGUGCUCAACCCAGACACCCUCACGAAGGGUCGCAAAUCACUCUUGUGGCUCAGAUUGCUCUUAGGACCUGGAGGGACAGACCAGAAUCAGGGUCCCCUCCUUCACCCCCGAGUUCCUUACUGUUCCCCCAAGCCUGGAAGCGGUCUAUCCCCCAACCCUGCCAUCUCCCUUACUCAUCCCUCUUCCACGCCUUCCCCUUUCUAGCCCUCUCUGCCCUACCUGUCUUUCCUGAGUGUUUGAGGGGAGAGAGAGACCCACAUCUCCCCAAAGAGAUGAGCUUUUGGAGCACAACAUCCCACCAUAGGCCCCCUCACCUGACAACAACUCCUACCUGGCCCCUUGCCAAAUCUCAAGCAGAAUUAGCAACAGGAAAAGCAAAGCCCCAGGAGAGACACUCUACUAUAUAUACUCUUCUAUAUAUUCUGUUUCUAUUGUAUAUUCACUCUGUACAUGUGGGUGUAAAUGCUGUUAAAUGACAAACCCAAUAUUAUACUGUGGCUGGUGGACUAUUUUCAUCCUCAGUGCUGUACAGAUCUAUUUUCAUUGUAUAUUUGAUAUAUUUUUAAUUUUGUAGCGUGUGGCUGGGCCAGGCCCCAGCGGGAGGGGCUGAGCUGGGGCUGUGUGCUUGCUAGGUGUGGGCGCGCUAGUGCUCGUUGUAGCCUUUCGCUGUGUCUUCGCUGUGUGUUAGACGUAGGGCCUAGAGCUCGGGGUGUGUGUGCGUGCUGUGUGUAUGGUGUGCACAUACGUGAGUGUGGGUGUGUGUAGCGUGCUGAUCUGUGACUCCCAGUGUUCACCACCUUCCUGAAGACCACACUCCCUCCCCCUGCCUCCUCCUCCUCCUCUUGGCUCUAUCGGGAGCCUCAGGGCCGGCAGGGUGCCUCAGGAGCCCCCUGCUAUGGGGAAAGGCAUGUGUUUCUUGCUGGUGACUCAUUGCCUUCACAACACUGGGUUUGCCAGAAACAGGGAAGGAGGGCGUUAAGGGAAAAAAAAAAUCCUCAAAUUUAUUUACCAGUCAGCUUCUUGCCGUUACCAGUAGAAUUGCUAGCUCUUCUCCAGAGGAAAACUACUAGGAUUCUUAAGAUGGCGAGACCCCAAGAGGGAUCUCAUAGCACUGCUGCAUUUGCCGUUGAGGCAGUCCUGACAGUGUUUGAAAAGGGCCGCCUGCCCCCUCCCCACUGUGCCUCUGACGCCUUUGGAGUCAAAGGCAGGUGGGGUCACCUGAUGAGCUAAGAUCCAGCCCCAGAAUCCUGGAGAAGCAGGAGGUAGCAGGAGAGGACCAGGUCCCCAAAUCCCUUCACAGGGUCCCCACCCCCACUGGCUUUGGUGCUGUCCACACAGUGCCCACCAGAAGGCAGAGGGAACUCCAGGGCAGGGAUGUGCCUAAAAGAGUCAACAGUCCCCUGAUCCCCUACCUGUGCCUGCCCUCCAGCCCCAUCACCAGCUUCUUGCUCAGGGAGCCUUCCGCCCUCCUCACUGAGGCAACAUGAAGCCAGAGGCCCAGAUGGGGGCUGAACAGGUAGGGCACAUCAGUUAAUGCCAGUGAGGUUGGUUUCUGCCCUCCAGCAACACAUGUGCAGGGGUUGCUGCUUUCCCAGUGCCAGGAGAACCCCCACUCCGAGUCAGCCUGUGUGGGUCAUGAGGCUGGGGCCCAGGAGCCAUGGUCCCAGGCACUGCACAGGCCUGCAGUAUUACCAGGCAGAGGGGCUGCUUUUCUGCCCUUCCUCACCCCCACCCCCCACCCCACUCCCCCAGAGUACUCCCCACUGUGAAAAGAGCUGGAAACUAAACUGGUUAGAAUGAACCUGGCUCCCUGAGCAUCCCUGGAUCCUUCAAAUAGGCCCGGAGAUGUGAGAUCUGCUGCUUCACUGGGGCCUGAUGACUUCGGCUGGGGGAGGGGGCCUAGUGCCCCUUCUCAUUGAAAGCUCUGCUUUGUACAGACCCAAGCAUACACACCAGGCCGUCACCUUGGGUUCUGGCAUAAGUUCAGAACAAUUCAAGUCCAUGUGUCCCAUGGCUGGUCAGAGCCCUGGGUCAAAACCACUCAGCCCAGGGGAGGGGAUGAGGCAUUGUCACCCUAGACCCCUCUUCCUCUCUCCCCCACCAUGGUGUGCAAUAAAGUGUCUGUUCUUACCAAA